AUGAAUCAACUAGAUUUAAGUUCAAUUACUUUGUUUUAACAUAAAGAAGAUAAGGAUUCUCUUAAAUAAUCAGAUACUCUUAUUCCAAUUCAACCAAGAAAAUUAAGAUCGUUUAAUUAAUUAAGAAAUAAAAAGGUUUGCCAUUCAAUCUAAUCCAAAAAAAAAGAUUAAGAAGUCUCAAUAUGCAGUAAUGAUAGAUUUGCUUAGUUUCCAAAAAGUUUUGAAUAAAAACACUCUUUUAAAUCCAUUAUGGAGCAGUACUUCUAAUAAUUAAAUUAAAAAAAAAAAAAACCAAGAUAAAACUCAGAAAAAACUACUAGAAUGAGAAAUUAUUCCAAUUAUAUUGAUGUUUCCAAUCUGAAAAACCCCAAAAAGUCUGGAAAUGAGAUUCUUAUUCAAGACUUUAGUAAUAACUCUAAUAGAUAAAUAAAAUUAUCGGAUAUGUGCAAAGACAUAAUGAUCUAUAACCCUCUAAAAAAUUAAUCUUCCUAUUUUCCAAAAUUAAAAUUUCACUUUCAUAUUAAAUGA
This is a messenger RNA of Paramecium sonneborni, 528 nucleotides long. Lineage: Eukaryota; Ciliophora; Oligohymenophorea; Peniculida; Parameciidae. The record is from the annotation of a GenBank genome assembly.